UUUUGGCAUAAAUCUUCAUCGGGGUCAGACUCCGGACUGAAGACAAAUCGUAUUAGAGUCUCCUUCCUCGCUGCUGGAUAAAAUUCCUGUCCCCUAAAAGAAACAUCCACUUGCAACGUGAUGCCCAAGUAUGGAAGAGCCUGGCAGGCUGUGUUUUUGCUUUCGAAGAAGAAGAAUUUGGUUUCUCAUAUGGUGACUCAGAUAAUCCUGAUUCUUGCAUUUUUCUGCAAAGGUAUGCUGAGCCAACGGGGACCGAGCUUCACACUGGAAGUGUCUCAAAAUGUCCCUGUACAGCAGAACGGUUGUGUUCACAUCCCUUGCCAAUUCACAUAUUAUAGUACCAGGACAGAGAAGAUUUCUGCCCACUGGUUUAAAUCUCAAGCAGUAAAAAGUUCCUGUUACAGCAAUUGCGUUCCUGGUUUACUCGUGGCCACCACUAAUAGUAGAAGCGUGGUUGAGGAAUCUGCUCAGAACCGUUUCUACUUCAUAGGAGAUCCAAACCAAGGUGACUGCUCUCUUAUCAUCAUGAAUGCCAAAGCCGAAGAUGAGGGACACUACUUCUUGAGAAUUGAAGGCAAUUGGGGACUGAAGUACAGUUAUGUGACUUCAAGUGGUCAUACACAACCUUACAUUUCUGUGAGAGAUCCGCCAUGGGAUGUCCAAAUCACAUGGACCAUACAUGGCAUACCCUACCAAGAAGGAACUACGGGUCCCAUAGUGGCUCGAGAAGGUGAUACUGUUACAUUGGUGUGUGAUGAUAAGAGUAAACCAGAUCCCACCCUGAACUGGAUAAAGGGGAACAAUGCUAUCCCUGUAGAAAGCAGAGAAUAUGUGAUUUCUCAGAUCAAACCAGAAGACGCUGGGGAGUAUCGGUGCCAGGCAAAAAAUCAGCUUUGUUCAACCAGCCAAGCCAUCCAUGUGACUGUUCAGUAUUCACCGAGAAAUGUGACAUUCAGCAUCACUCGAAUUUCCAGGAGAGACCCUACCUUUUCUCAAGGUUUUCCCCCAGAAGUGGCACAUGGCAACAAACUGAUGGCUCAGGAAGGAGAGACGUUGCACAUACUGUGCCAGGUGGAUAGCAACCCUCCUUCCAGAAUCCACUGGAUCAAGCCAGGCGGGAAGACCUUGAAACAGGCUAACUUAUUAGAACUGACUGAACUGACAGCAGAAGAUGAGGGUGCAUAUGUGUGUCAUGCCAAUAACAUUAUAUAUUCAACUCAGGAGACCUUCCAGCUCUAUGUAGCAUAUGCCCCCAAGCUCAAUGAUGACCCUCAGAGAAAUGCUACAUGUUGGCAACAGGACAACAGCUUUCUCUGCAACUGUUCCUUUAUGGCCCAACCUCCACCGCAGGUUCAGUGGCAAGUAGAUGGAGAAAUUAUAACUGAGAAGAAGAGCAAAAAGAACCAAAAAGUAACUUCUUUAAUCCAGAAGAAUGAGGUCACCAGCACUCUCAACUGGACAGGCAAUCUGGAGGUGGACCAUGAUAUCAUAUGCAUUGGGCACAAUUUUUUUGGGACCUACAGGAUGCAGCUCCCCUUCAGUGCCUUGGGAGCCUCCAUCACCACAGAGUCUUAUACAGGAAGCCCUGCAACUGUGCUCAUCUCUGGACUAUGCGGAGCCUUGCUGGGAGUUGGUUUCUUCAUGCUGGGCCUGUUUUUGCUCAAAUUUUGUAAGACGAAAUCGUCACCGAAAGCAAGCUGUGAAGAGAUUGUGGACCCCACAAAUUCUGGGUACCCAAAGGCCAACAACAAUAGCCUAAUCUACAGCAACAUUUUGCCUAUGGGUCAAAGGACUCCCUAUGUUGGUCAGCCCAAGAUACCUAGAGAGAAAAAUGUGAAACAAGAGCAGAUUCCUAAAGUUCCUGAUCUGACCACAGAUAAAGCAGAUGAGGUCCACUAUGCAGCCUUGGAGUUCAAGUUUAAAAACUCAAACAUCAGUUCUCCGAUUGCAGAGGAAGAAACAGUGGAAUAUUCAGCAAUCAGACAGAAAUAAAGACCUUAUUCCCAAUUGGGCAUGAACUAGACUAUUGAUAGCAGGUCCUCUGAUGUAAGGUCACUCAGACAUCAAUGCAAGGCUUGAAUGAAUAGAAUGUUUUUCAUCAAGGAGUUGGAGAUGGAUGUGGCAGAGGAAGAGUAAGCAACCUCUGAUUUCUAUGUUCUCCAAGAAAGCAUUAACCCAUCCUGUUACCAAUAGAUAGGGUAGAAGAUACUUUAAGAAGCUGGUAGAGCUGGAAGACACUAUUAUGGAAACUUCAGCUUUUUCAGCCUGGUUUCCAUGAGACCAUUAGCUAGGAACCAGAAGGCUAUCUUGAAGGACUUAGCUAAUUAGCUAGGAACCAGAAGAAUAUGUUGAAGGACUUAGUCAUUUUCUCAACAAUAAGCAAAAUGCACCCAUCAAUGGUAUGUGUAAACCUCUUCCUGCCCAAAGCAAUUGGUCAAACUAAUGUGAUAAGAAAAGUUCACUAUCUUCAAGAAAUGGGUUUGAUAAAAUUAUGUCCACAAGCCACCAGUGGCUCUUUGGGACCCUCAGGGGUCAUUUUAAAUUUCUUUUCAUAUUUUGCACACCAAUUCCCUCCUCCACCCACACACAAUGUAUUCUGGGGUGUUCUUGGAGAAUUACCACAAUGUUUUGGACCCUUCCUGGGCCAAUAUAUGCUAAGGAGUGGUAGUUUUCGAAACAUGAGGUAACUUCUGCUCAUUUCCUGUUGUUAAAAAAGGGUCUGUCAUAGACCUAAAAUGGUCAAGGAAGGCCCAACACCAUAGUGAAAAUCCCACAUGGUAUUUGGGGUCAAACAAUAUUUUGUUGGGCAGGAAUGGUAUUGAGAGGGGACCCUUCAAGGUUGCUUUGGGGCUAAUCAAGCCUUCUACCUUUCCAGAAUUACCCACCCCAGUUCUGGAGCAUAGAGAUUUAAUUUGAAAAUUUCAAAUUUUUUAAAUAGGAAAUACGUUCUGCAGCUCUAUUAUUCUCAAGUAUUUUCAACAAGUGCAAAUGUUUUUGAUUCUGUGUUUUUAAACAGCAUUAUUUUAUGUAUUUAUUUAUUUUAUGUUUUGCUAUAUCUUCCCUUUGUAUGAUAAAAAUAAUAUCAUGUGGUCAAUGUUUUACAUAUUUAGCUCUUUUGGCAAUGGUUGCUUUUUCUCAUCUCUCAAUAAUAAAUCUCUGUACGUUAUACAGAAUGGAGGAGCUUAUGUGUCCUUUCUUACUUGGGCAUUACCAUAUCUUGGUCACAAGUGUUCAGAAAUGGA
Molecule: messenger RNA, 3242 nt
Organism: Anolis sagrei ordinatus
Lineage: Eukaryota; Metazoa; Chordata; Lepidosauria; Squamata; Anolidae
Source: RefSeq, a predicted model, not a curated record